This is a messenger RNA of Hyaloscypha bicolor E, 1872 nucleotides long. RefSeq lists its product as uncharacterized. Gene Ontology annotation, biological process: regulation of DNA-templated transcription; phosphorylation; phosphorelay signal transduction system. Gene Ontology annotation, molecular function: phosphorelay sensor kinase activity. The record is from RefSeq and is a predicted model, not a curated record. The transcript has 8 exons. Bases 1 to 1872 code for a protein of 623 amino acids. Lineage: Eukaryota; Fungi; Ascomycota; Leotiomycetes; Helotiales; Hyaloscyphaceae.
AUGUUACCUGAGGAGCUAACUCUUAACCAAAAACUCGCUGAUAGCGAGUCCAAAUUCAGAGUUCUCACAGAGCUCAACCCUGUGGGGAUGUAUUAUUUGAAUCCCAAAGGAGACAUUCUUUAUUGCAAUGACAUGUGGUACGAGAUGACAGGACAUCCCAGAUCCCAGCACUACCCUAUGUCAAUCUUGAAUUGUAUCGAACAACAGGAUCAUCCCACCUUUCACGAACAGUGGAAGAGAUUGACUGUGGCAAAGGAGGAAGUGACUUCAGAGCUACGUCUCAAAAAACCUUGGGUCAGCCAGGAAAGCAAUGAAUCAGUCCGCCGCGACACUACCUGGAUUUUGUUUCUGGCCAUACCCCAACUAGACGAUGAAGGCAACUUGACUAAAGUUCUCGGAUGUACGACUGACAUCAGCCACUUCAAAUGGGCAGAGUCUGUCCAGUUCCAAAGCCGACUGCAAGCUGAGGAGGCAAAGCGCCAACAAGAGACGUUUAUCGAUAUGACUUCACACGAAAUGCGUAACCCGCUCAGUGCAAUAAUGCUUUGCGCUGAUGGUAUUGCAAACUCGCUGGUCGAAUUUCAGUCUUUCAAGACAGCGGAUCAGAAAGUGAUGUCCCAAAGUCUAGUUGAGAGCAACUUGGAUGCGGCCCAAACGAUUGUUCUGUGCGCUCAACAUCAAAAGCGUAUCAUCGACGAUGUUUUAACGUUGUCAAAACUCAACUCAGCCAUGCUUCACGUUACCCCAAUCCAAAUCCAAGUAGAAUCGACAGUGCGAAGAACAUUGAAGAUGUUCGAAGGGGAGUUGCUCGCAGACGACAUCCAGAUGACUUUCGUACUUGAGGAAUCCUACAAGAAGGCACAGAUUGACUGGGUCUUCUGUGACCCGGUCCGGCUGACACAAAUCUUCAUUAAUCUUUUGACAAAUGCGAUCAAGUUUACUCGUUCCGAAAGCAAACGCGAGAUAAUGGUCAGUCUUGGAGCAUCCCUCUCAAAACCCCCAAAGGAGUCAGCGCCACAUAUUCAAUGGUUCCCGUCAAAGGAUUCAAAUUCACACAACGACUUGACCCUUGCGCCGGAUUGGGGAUUUGGGCCUCAAGUUUACCUUUACUUCGCCGUCAAAGACACGGGUAGAGGUCUCGAUGAGGAAGAGAAGACGAAGCUAUUCCACAGGUUCAGCCAAGCGAGCCCACGUACACAUGUUCAAUAUGGAGGGUCGGGCCUCGGUCUGUUUAUUUCGCGGGAACUCACGGAGCUACAGGGUGGCGAAAUAGGGGUGGAGUCGACCGCUGGUGCUGGAAGCACAUUUGCUUUCUUCAUCAAGGCACGGAAAGUCAUCGGAGAGCACUCCAGUAAUCCGAGUACACCUGGUUCUCGGAUGGGCCAUGGAUCUACAAUCAACGUCACGAUGGAUACUAUGACUCUUACGCCUCCCAAAACCCGUCGGAAUUACCAUAUCUUACUAGUUGAGGACAAUUUGAUAAACCAGAAAGUUCUUAGCAAACAGCUCCGGAGCGCUGGGUGCGUUGUCCAUGUGGCAAAUCAUGGUGGAGAAGCUCUUGACUUUCUCUCAACGACAACCCUUUGGAAUGACAGUAGUUCAAGCGGACCGCGAAUGGAGCUGUCGAUCAUAUUGAUGGAUCUCGAGAUGCCAAUAAUGGAUGGCUUGGCAUGCACACGUCGAAUCCGAGAUUUAGAGAGGGAGGGCAAGAUCGUUGGACCAGUCCCUAUAAUUGCCGUUACAGCCAACACAAGAAUGGAGCAAAUGGAACAAGCCCUUGAGUCUGGGAUGGACGAUAUUGUUGCGAAGCCAUUCCAGAUCCCAGAGCUCAUGCAGAAGACGGAUCAAUUGGUGCGGAAACCGACCCCAUAA